UUUCAAGACAUAAACAAAGCUAAAUUCUGCUGAUCAGACUGCUAUAGCUGUUUCGGUGUCUUGGACAAAAUCGACUUCCAUCUUUAGAGGGGUACUGGGGAUUGAAACAAUCCAUGAAGAAACUGCUUUUGUUAAAAUGAUUGGAAAAAUUGCAAGCCUCUUACUUGGAGACAAACUGGAGGAAGCAAAUGAAUGUGAUGAUCACGAAGAGCUGUUCGAAACUGAAGCGGGGGAGUGGGUCAUCGUCAAUGUGCAGGAGAGCUGCCCAGUGGUGCAGCUGGAGAUGGGCUCCCUGGAGAACCUGCUGAUUGAGCACCCCAGCAUGUCUGUGUACAACAUGAGGGGGCAGAGCAGCGACCAGGAGGAGGAGGAGGAUGCAGACGCUCCCAGGCCUGCUCAGAUGGCAUGCUAUGCCCCACGAAGGAUGACUGUUCUUGAGCACAUCAGUCAUUUGUACUACAUGCAGAGGGCUGAGCUCCUCGUCGACCGCAGAAAGCUAAGCAGGAAUCGCCUCCACAGACAGAACCGAUCCAAGAAACGAUAUUCUCCAAAAGAAAAGCACUAUGGCAAUUUCAAGCAGCCCUGCCAGCGUGUCUAUAAUUACUAAGAAAAAGUAAGAAUCCAAAUGCGAAUUGCAGACUAUUUAGUUUAAACACCCCAUAUUCUCAGAGCAUGCCAGAUUUUUUUUUAGAUAAAAUAAAAAUGCCCGAUUAAUUUCUCAUUAACCAAAAGAAAACCAUGCUAAUGUCAUCAAAUAAGUAAGAAUGGCACUUUUUUGAGAAUAAGCGAUUAUAGUUUUAUACCCUGUAUAACUGAUAAUGAAAACUGUUUUAUUGUUUUGAGAGUGUUGCGCUGUUACUUGCGGUGUUUCUGAUAUUUCAUAGUGUAGCGGCUACUUCUUGUGGUAAUAGCUGCAAGACUGGAAUUGGUAUCCCUAGCUGUGGAUGCAAAUCCCAGUGGUGAGAUAGUGUAUACCUAUGACUGUAUAUGUGUCUCACUAUGGAGAUUCCACAUAUCUAGAGAAACACUUACCCAAUUGGCUAAGGUAUCAUUUACCUGAAGGUACAGAGAGUAUCAGAAUCUGGGGAUAUAUAGAGGAGCCGGUUCAGUAAAUAGUCCAUGUUUCUGUAAGUUACACAGAGUUUAAGGAUGUUUGAAAAGGCUUUUGUUUUUCUUUUUUUCGAUUUUUUUCUCCAUACUGUAUUGGUUAUUUCUAGACGUUAGUUGUGCAUUAUUAAACGUGUGUGUUCACUGUUCAGCUAGUGUUACAGCAAUGGGGGCAGCUAUUUGUGUGAAUUCAAUAUUAAUAUUGAUGUUUCAAGUCGACAUGAUUGAAGCAAAAGCAGCUUAUAAUGUAAUCAACUAAUCAGGCUCACAUUUUACAGUAGCCAGUUGCGGUAUUUGCAUGCUUUAAGCACUGUGAAACAUUGUUUUUAAACUUGGUGUACGUUAAAAUACCACAUAUAUUACAAGCAAACUUGAAAGGUUAUGUUAAUUUGUAUACAUUUUUCACAGCAUAUCUUCAAAUUAACACGUUGUUGUUAUUGGUACUGGAAUCAGACGAUACAACAGUGUAAGUUCUUACAAAGGAACAGUGUACCCUAUUUUCUGUAAUUGCAACAGAGUAAUGAAUUGUGUUGUAUGAUGUAGUGUACUUUAGAUUGGUGAUAUUUACAGAUUUUACUUCAAUGAAGAAGCACCAGGGCAGCUUGUAUCUAUUACACACAUUUAUUUACAAAAUGUUGUUAAAAAUAUUCUUGCAAUCGACUAACUUCACUAAAUAAAAAGUAUGUUUAUUA
Messenger RNA from Polyodon spathula (Mississippi paddlefish), 1799 nucleotides. RefSeq names its product tumor protein p53-inducible nuclear protein 2-like. The coding region runs from base 137 to 607 and encodes 156 amino acids. The transcript has 4 exons. NCBI's taxonomy places the organism in Eukaryota, Metazoa, Chordata, Actinopteri, Acipenseriformes, Polyodontidae. Gene Ontology annotation, biological process: autophagosome assembly; positive regulation of DNA-templated transcription. Gene Ontology annotation, cellular component: autophagosome; nucleus. The record is from RefSeq and is a predicted model, not a curated record.